ACCUCAUUUGUGGAGCGAGAGAGAGAGAGGGCGGAGGAGGAGAAGAGGAAGGCAGCAAUCAUUUUACCGCUCCUCUUGUUCUUUGAUUUUGCAUUUAGAGAGAGAGAUGGCGGAGAUUGGUGAGGAGAAGGUGGGUCUGUUAGAGAGAGAGAGAGAGAGAGGUGGUUUGGUGGAGAGGGUGUGGGAGGAGUCAAAGAAGCUAUGGCAGAUUGUAGGGCCUGCCAUACUUAGUAGGUUUUCUAUGUAUGGAAUGAAUGUUAUCACGCUGGUUUUUGCAGGUCAUUUGGGGGACCUAGAGCUCGCUGCAAUCUCCAUUGCCAGCACUGUCAUCGUUGGCUUCAACUUUGGCCUCUUGCUGGGCAUGGCGAGCGCACUAGAGACGCUGUGCGGCCAGGCAUUUGGCGCACGCAAGUACCACAUGCUCGGAGUGUACAUGCAGCGAUCGUGGAUCGUCCUAUUCAUAUGCGCCCUACUCCUCCUCCCGAUGUACAUCUUCGCCACCCCGAUCCUUAAGCUCACAGGCCAAACAGCCGAGAUCGCGGAGCUCGCUGGCUCUGUGUCGAUAUGGUUUAUCCCCCAACACUUUGCCUUUGUUUUCCUCUUUCCUCUUCAAAGAUUCCUCCAAAGCCAGUUGAGGAAUAUGAUAAUUGCGUGGAUAGCCGUCGGUUCAUUGCUGCUACAUGUUGGGCUGAGUUGGGGACUGAUUUCCGGGCUGAAGCUCGGGCUCGUAGGGGCGGCCUGGACCCUGAAUUUUGCGUGGUGGGUGCCGGUGAUCGGUCAGUUUGCAUAUGCUUGCUGCGGUUGGUGCCCCCAGACAUGGACAGGGUUCUCAAGGGAGGCCUUCUCGGGCCUCUGGGAGUUUCUUAAGCUUUCUUCAGCCUCAGGGAUCAUGCUCUGCUUGGAGAAUUGGUACUAUAGAAUAUUGAUUCUUUUGACCGGAAAUCUAGAGAACGCAGAGGUUGCAGUGGAUGCCCUUUCCAUUUGCACGAAUAUCAACAGCUGGGAGAUGAUGAUUCCCUUGGCCUUCUUCGCUGCUACAGGAGUGAGGGUGGCAAACGAGCUGGGAGCAGGAAACGGUAAAGGUGCCCGGUUCGCUACGAUCGUGUCGGUGACAACUUCAUUGGUGUUUGGCCUAAUAUUUUGUGUUCUCAUCAUGGUCUUCAAUACUAAGUUCGCGCUCAUCUUCACAAGUAGCACCGUGGUCUUGGAAGCAGCCUCCAAAUUGGCAGUACUGUUGGGAUUCACUAUCAUGCUUAAUAGCGUCCAGCCCAUUCUCUCUGGGGUGGCCGUUGGAUCGGGAUGGCAAGCGCUCGUGGCUUACAUCAACAUAGGGUGCUAUUAUUUGAUCGGCGUUCCAAUUGGUGUUCUCCUCGGUUGGGUAUUCAAGCGUGGAGUUUUGGGAAUAUGGGCGGGAAUGAUCGGCGGAACAGGAGUGCAGACCUUGAUUUUGGGUAUCAUCACCUACCGUUGUGAUUGGGACAAGGAGGCUGAAAUGUCGAGCGAUCGCUUGGAAAAAUGGGGAGGUUCCAACCCAUCUGAAAAUGGUUCAAUGAAACCAAAGGCCAAGACAGCAGCAUACCCUGAUUAAGUUUGAUGCAGAAAGCUUGGCUAAACUAUUGAACAGUUGCUGUACAAGUGGAUGCUUGUUUGAUAUCCUCUUUACCAUUCAAAGGAAGUCCAAUAGGGCAUAAUUGAGUAGCAUUGGCCUUGCAAGUGUUUAUAAAGGCAAGAACACUCAUAUUUAUUCCUAACGACUAAAGCAGGGCCAGAUUUUGAAAUUGCUAUGUUGCUUGGAGUUGGUUCCUUAUAAUCUUGAUUGAAGCAAUCUUGU
Amborella trichopoda is the source of this 1831-nucleotide messenger RNA. RefSeq names its product protein DETOXIFICATION 27. The record is from RefSeq and is a predicted model, not a curated record. NCBI's taxonomy places the organism in Eukaryota, Viridiplantae, Streptophyta, Magnoliopsida, Amborellales, Amborellaceae. Gene Ontology annotation, biological process: xenobiotic detoxification by transmembrane export across the plasma membrane. Gene Ontology annotation, cellular component: membrane. Gene Ontology annotation, molecular function: antiporter activity; xenobiotic transmembrane transporter activity.